AUGACUUCUCCAAGAUCAAAAUCUCCUAAGCCACAGAAUUCGUUUAGGAAAGAUGAUAGCAAAGAAGAGACAACAUUUUGGGACAAAAUUGGGACGUUAGGACGUAAAAAGCGAAUAAAGGAAGUGCAAGAAGUUCAGGAAGAGGGUAAAUAUGCUAUUGACUCUCCAGGCAAUCCGGCAAUGGCUGAUGUUCCUCCUGAAGAAUAUACUCUUGAGGAGAAUGAGGAACGGACUAUGGUGGAACCAAAGUCCUAUUCUGAUCCUAAAUUACAAGAGUUAAUGAAUAUCUUAAUUGAUUGGGUAAAUGAUGUGUUAGCUGAUCAUCGAAUCAUCGUUAAAAAUUUAGAACAAGAUCUAUAUGAUGGACAAGUUUUACAAAAACUCUAUGAAAAAUUGACUAACGAAAAGUUGGAUGUUCCUGAAGUAACUCAAUCCGAGGAAGGGCAAAAACAAAAAUUGUAUGUUGUUCUUGGAUCUGUAAACAAUAUCUUGGGUCUGACUGGUAACAGACUAUCACAACAAAAAUGGAGUGUUGAAAGUGUUCAUUCCAAAAACCUUGUAGCCAUUUUGCAUUUAUUGGUAUCACUAGCUCGUCAUUUUCGAGCUCCAAUUCGUCUUCCUGAAAAUGUCACUGUCAAUGUAGUGAUUGUACAGAAACGUGAUGGAGUGUUGAAGAAUCGAACUGUAAUUGAAGAGAUCACAUCCAGGUACGAUGAUCUUGGUAUGAGAUGCGAGCGUGAUGCUUUUGAUACAUUGUUUGAUCAUGCACCUGACAAAUUAGAAGUGGUUAAAAAAUCUUUGGUGACAUUUGUUAACAAACAUUUGAAUAAAAUUAACAUGGAAGUUCAAGAUUUAGACACACAAUUCCAUGAUGGUGUUUACUUGACAUUAUUAAUGGGAUUACUUGAAGGGUUUUUUGUGCCACUAUAUUCAUUUAAUUUGUCACCUCAAAAUUUUGAACAGAAAGUACAUAAUGUCAAUGUGGCAUUUGAUUUAAUGCAAGAAAUUGGACUUGCUGCGCCUAAAGCAAGACCUGAAGAUAUUGUAAACUUGGAUUUGAAAUCAACAUUAAGAGUGCUUUAUAAUCUUUUUACCAAGUAUAAAAAUGUAUACUAA
Molecule: messenger RNA, 1116 nt
Organism: Macrosiphum euphorbiae (potato aphid)
Lineage: Eukaryota; Metazoa; Arthropoda; Insecta; Hemiptera; Aphididae
Source: the annotation of a GenBank genome assembly